This is a messenger RNA of Mandrillus leucophaeus (drill), 2325 nucleotides long. It is a transcript of the gene TSSC4, whose product is annotated as tumor suppressing subtransferable candidate 4. Bases 1071 to 2060 code for a protein of 329 amino acids. The transcript is spliced from 3 exons. The record is from RefSeq and is a predicted model, not a curated record. NCBI's taxonomy places the organism in Eukaryota, Metazoa, Chordata, Mammalia, Primates, Cercopithecidae.
GAGUAGAGGGCCGGGCGCAUGCGCACAGGGCUACACCUCCCGACAGGCGUCGGGAGUGGCGGCCCAGUGCCUUGUGGGAGUUGUAGUUCUGCAGGCGCAGAAGCCGCGGCGCUCGGCCGGCAGAGCACUCGGUUUCCCAGAGGGCUGAGCGCGCCGCACGGACGUGCGGCGGCGACCAAGAUGGAGAUGGCCGUGCAUCCUUGAGCCGGUAGGUUUGUGCUGAGGGAGGACGGGCCACGGUGGCCGGCCGAGCCUCCGGAAGGUCACGGAGCGCAGCUUUAACACUUGAGCUCGGAGGCCCCGCUGUGCUCGCCGACCCCCGUACCUUGCGACCGGGCCCUUUGCACCCACCAGCAUCCUCUUGAGGCCCGGACCCGGGCCUGUCCAGCCCGACUUCGCACCGAGAGCCAACUUGGCACUGAGAGUUCGUUUUUUCCCUGGCGGGGAGGUCUUGCUGGCACAUAGAGUGGAGAAAGGCCGGGCUCUGCAUUCAUGUGGAGAAAGAGACGGCUUCCUUCAGCCUCCGGACAUGAAGGAGUCAACUCUGCCCUUCCACUCAUUGCCGGAUCUCGCCGAGAACCCCGAGAACGGACUCCCGGAGUCCCUGUCUUGCAGCCCGAUCCCCGCUCCCCCUCGGAGUGCCCCGCUGACCAGGCUGCUUCUGGCCCCGGCGGCGUUCUGCUGCAGAGGACGGGAGUGCGAAUCUGGGAAGCAGGGGUCUGGUUGGAACUCCAGCUUCGUCUGCAACAUACUGUGUGACUUGGACAAAUUAUGUCCCCCGCCCCGUUCCUGCCAGUUUUAAAACGGUCAUCAGUGUGGGGGGUACUGGGUAUCGCCUUUCCCUGGGGUGGCUUCUUCACUGAGGAGAGUCAGGCCUCAGAGGAAUUGAGUUGAGCAGCUGAACAGCGGCAAUGCUGGGGCACUCCCAGGCCUGAGACGACCACACCUGUGCCACUGAGGACCUUCAUCAGGGCUCCGUUCACCUGGCCCACUUGGCUGUCCGGUCACUCUCCAGUGUCAACCACUGGCACCCAGCAGCCAAGAGAGGUGUGGCGUGGCCCUGGGGACCCAUGGCUGAUGCAGGGACAGGUGAGCCGUCCCCCAGCGUGGAGGGCGAGCAUGGGACGGAGUACGACACGCUGCCUUCCGACACAGUCUCCCUCAGUGACUCGGACUCUGACCUCAGCUUGCCCGGUGGUGCCGAAGUGGAAGCACUGUCCCCGAUAGGGCUGCCUGGGGAGGAGGAUUCGGGUCCUGAUGAACCACCCUCACCCCCGUCAGGCCUCCUCCCGGCCACGGUGCAGCCAUUCCAUCUGAGAGGCAUGAGCUCCACCUUCUCCCAGCGCAGCCGUGACAUCUUUGACUGCCUGGAGGGAGCGGCCAGGAGGGCUCCAUCCUCUGUGGCCCACAGGAGCAUGAGUGACAAUGGAGGCUUUAAGCAGCCCCUAGCGCCCUCAGGCCGGUCUCCAGUGGAAGGCCUGGGCAGGGUCCAUCGGAGCCCUGCCUCCCCAAGGGUGCCUCCGGUCCCUGACUACGUGGCACACCCCGAGCGCUGGACCAAGUACAGCCUAGAAGAUGUGACCGAGGUCAGCGAGCAGAGCAAUCAGGCCGCCGCCCUGGCCUUCCUGGGCCCCCAGAGCCUGGCUGCCCCCACUGACUGCGUGUCCUCCUUCAACCAGGACCCCUCCAGCUGUGGGGAGGGGAGGGUCGUCUUCACCAAACCAGUCCGAGGGGUCGAGGCCAGACAUGAGAGGAAGAGGGUCCUGGGGAAGGUGGGAGAGCCGGGCAGGGGUGGCCUUGGGAACCCUGCCACAGACAGGGGCGAGGGCCCUGUGGAGCUGGCCCAUCUGGCCGGGCCCGGGAGCCCAGAGGCCGAGGAGUGGGGCAGCCCCCAUGGGGGCCUGCAGGAGGUGGAGGCACUGUCAGGGCCUGUCCACAGUGGGUCUGUGCCAGGUCUCCCGCCGGUGGAGACUGUUGGCUUCCAUGGCAGCAGGAAGCGGAGUCGAGACCACUUCCGGAACAAGGGCAGCAGCCCUGAGGACCCAGGUGCUGAGGUCUGAGAGGGAGAUGGCCCAGCCUGACCACACUGGCCACUGCCAUCCUGCUGCCUUCCUAGUGGGGCUGGUCAAGGGGCAGCCUGGCCACUGCCCAGCUGGAGUGGGAGGAAGCCUGCAGGCUGCCUGUAGGUGGCACUGGAGGCCCUGGCUGCAGCUCUAGGCGGCGUCCUCCCGAGCAGAGACCUGCUGAGGCUCUUGGGGUGUGGGGUGUGGGCUGGAAGCACUGGCUUCCUGGUGGGGACAAUAAAGGUUUUGGGUCUUUCUCAGA